Molecule: messenger RNA, 966 nt
Organism: Alternaria ethzedia
Lineage: Eukaryota; Fungi; Ascomycota; Dothideomycetes; Pleosporales; Pleosporaceae
Exons: 4
Coding region: 1-966 (321 amino acids)
Molecular function (GO): lactoylglutathione lyase activity; metal ion binding
Source: RefSeq, a predicted model, not a curated record
AUGGCGACCGACCCAUCCAAGUACAAGCUCAACCACUCCAUGAUCCGGAUCAAGGAUCCGAAGCGAUCUGUCCAGUUCUAUGAGUUCCUUGGAAUGAAGCAGAUCAACCAGAUCAAGAACCCCGACGCCAAGUUCGACCUUUACUUCCUCGCGUACGAUAGCCCGAAGGCCGCCUCGCACGGCAACCACUGGACCGACCGCGAGGGAAUUGUCGAGUUGACGCACAACUACGGCACCGAAGACGAUCCAAACUACAAGAUCAGCAAUGGCAACACGGAACCACACAAAGGCUUUGGCCACCUCUGCAUCUCCGUGGACAACCUGCAGGCAGCUUGUCAGAGGCUAGAAGAUGCGGGUUACAAGUUCCAGAAGAAGCUCACAGACGGUCGCAUGCGCCACAUUGCGUUUGUGCUCGACCCUGAUGGCUACUGGGUGGAGGUCAUUGGUCAAAAGCCACUGGAGGAGACCGAGAACGUCAAGGACACCGAUACAGGCUCGUACCGCAUGAACCACACCAUGAUCCGUGUCAAGGACAAGGAGGCCUCACUCAACUUCUACCAAGACAUCAUGGGCAUGAAACUUAAGCGCACCUCUGAGAAUGAAAGCGCUAAGUUCAACCUCUACUUCCUCGGAUAUGGCCCCGAUGCAUCCGAAAACACCGCAAACGGCGUCAACCCGGUGGCAAACACCGAAGGCCUGCUUGAGCUGACCUAUAACUACGGAACCGAGAACGACGCAAACUUCAAGUACCACAACGGCAACGAUGAGCCCCAAGGAUUCGGCCACAUCUGCAUUGCUGUCGACGAUCUCGACGCCGCCUGUGCUCGGUUCGAAGAGAAGAAGGUCAACUGGAAGAAGAGGCUUACUGACGGUCGCAUGAAGAACAUCGCUUUCGUACUAGAUCCCGAUGGUUACUGGAUCGAGGUAGUGCAGAACGAGAAGCUCAAGACACGUAGCAAUUGGUAA